AUGAGUGAAUCUAAGAAGAGGAAAGUUGAAGCAGAGCAUCGAACAUUCAACAAGGAAUGGACUUCUAAAUAUUUUUUUACCAACGUGGAUGAAAAAGCAGUGUGUUUAAUUUGCAGAGAAAGUGUGGCAAUGCUAAAGAAUUACAACUUAAAGCGCCACUUUGAGACCAAGCACUCCAGUAAAUAUGAAAAAUUUUCUGAUGAACAAAAGAGGAAGAAAGCUAACGAGAUGGUUGUUCAAUUACAACAACAGAAAAAUAUUUUCAGAAAACAAUUUGCAUCCAAGGAUGAUAUUACAAAAGUGAGUUAUGUGAUUGCUCACAAGAUUGCCAAAAACAGCAAGCCAUUCUCUGAAGGAGAAUUUAUAAAGGAAUGUAUGAUUGAUUCUGCCUCUAUUUUAUGUCCAGACAAGAAAAACCAAUUUGAGAAUGUAUGUUUGUCAAGGCGAACAAUUGUAAGACGUGUUGAGAACAUUGCUGAGAGCAUGUAUCUGCAGUUUAAAGAGAAAGUAAGGACUUUUGAAUACUAUUCACUGGCACUUGAUGAAAGUUGUCAUGUCAGAGACACAGCACAGUUGUUAAUUUUCAUUCGAGGCAUCACCAAAUAUUUUGAGAUCACAGAAGAAAUGGUAUCAAUGCAGUCACUGAAAGGAACAACAACUGGAGAAGAUUUAUUGGAGGCAGUAAAUAAUUGUCUUUUGAAAUUAGGAGUAGAAUGGAACAAACUGGUAAAUGUGACCACCGAUGGAGGGCCAAAUAUGACAGGUAAAAAUGUUGGAUUGCUAAAAAGAAUUCAAGAUCAAGUCAGAGAAACAAAUGCAGAACAAAAUAUUGUCUUUUCGCACUGCAUUAUUCAUCAAGAAGUCCUUUGUAAGAGUGUUUUAAAUUUAAGCCAUGUCGUUGACACAGUUGUGAAAGUGGUUAAUUACAUUCGAGCAAGAGGAUUAAAUCACAGGCAGUUUAUAACCCUGCUUGAAGACUUGGAAUCUGAUCAUACGGAUGUUCUGUAUCACACAAAUGUGAGGUGGCUUAGUUUGGGAAAAAUCCUGAAAAGAGUUUGGGAAUUGAAAGAAGAGAGUGGCUUAUUUUUGGACAUGAAACAGAAUGCUAUAGAUUUCCCACAGUUGAAUGAUGAGAAAUGGCUCUCUGAUUUUGCAUUUGCUGUUGAUAUCAUGGGUCAUAUGAAUGACCUGAAUUCAAAGCUACAAGGGAAGGGGGCUUUUGCACAUGAUUUGUACAGCAGUGUCAAAACUUUCAUGAAGAAAUAA
Molecule: messenger RNA, 1266 nt
Organism: Homarus americanus (American lobster)
Lineage: Eukaryota; Metazoa; Arthropoda; Malacostraca; Decapoda; Nephropidae
Product: general transcription factor II-I repeat domain-containing protein 2-like
Exons: 1
Coding region: 1-1266 (421 amino acids)
Source: RefSeq, a predicted model, not a curated record